Molecule: messenger RNA, 1404 nt
Organism: Hyalella azteca
Lineage: Eukaryota; Metazoa; Arthropoda; Malacostraca; Amphipoda; Hyalellidae
Product: beta-1,3-glucan-binding protein
Exons: 12
Coding region: 81-1178 (365 amino acids)
Biological process (GO): carbohydrate metabolic process
Molecular function (GO): hydrolase activity, hydrolyzing O-glycosyl compounds
Source: RefSeq, a predicted model, not a curated record
UGCCUUGCAUCAGCACAGCUAUAAGUACUAGAGCCAUGCGGCCUGCAAUGUAGCUGACUUGCCACUCACGAGCCGCCAUCAUGAAGCUGCUUUUGGUUCUCGCUGUCACCCUGACAGCCACUCAAGCUGCAGACAUCGUGGACCCCAGCACGUGCACGGCCUUCCCCUGCCAGAUCUUCAACGACGAGUUCGACUUCUUCGACUUCAGUGCCUGGGAGCACGAGAUGACCAUGGGCGGUGGAGGCAACUGGGAAUUCCAAGCCUAUGUGAACAACCGCAGCGUCACCUACACUCAUGACAGCACGCUCUUCAUCAAACCUCAACUUGUUGCGGACUGGCAAGGAGAAGCUUUCCUGACGACGGGGACCUGGGACAUGUGGGGCGCCCACGGCAGGAACGAGAAGUGCACCGGCAACGCUUUCUACGGCUGCUUCAGGGCCGGGGCUAACGGCCUCCUCAACCCCGUCAUGAGCGGCAGGCUCAGGACUCUGCCUUUCUUCGGCGUCGCGUUCGGGCGUGUGGAAGUCCGUGCCAAGCUGCCCCGCGGUGACUGGCUGUGGCCUGCUAUCUGGAUGAUGCCGAGGAAUUUCGAAUACGGUCUCUGGCCAGCGAGCGGAGAAAUCGACAUCGUCGAAUCCCGAGGUAACGACAACUACGGUAAUCUUGGUAACGGUUUUGGUGGUACCACCCUGCACUGGGGCCCAGCCUGGAACUACAACAUGUAUGGCCUCACCCACUCAGAAUACUCCCCCGCCGACGGGUCUUCCUUCGCCGACAACUUCCACACAUGGCGCUUGGACUGGACGCCCGACGGCAUGACGUUCUACCUAGACGACGCGGUCAUUUUGACGGUGGACCCCGGUACCAACUUCUGGGACUUCGGUGGCCUGGCAUCCAGUGGCUUCGAGAACCCCUGGCGCUACGGCUCGAAAAUGUCUCCCUUUGAUAAGGAAUUCCACGUGAUUCUCAACUUGGCUGUUGGAGGCACGAACGGCUUCUUCCCCGACGACGUCCCAAGCAGCCCUCCCAAGCCCUGGUCCAAUGCUGAGGGCACCGCCCCCGCCUCCUUCUGGAAUGCCAGAAACGAUUGGUUGCCUACGUGGCAGAACGGCGAGUCCACAAUCAGCGAGUCCGCAGCCCUGCAGGUUGACUACGUCAGAGUCUGGAAACUUUCUUAACAUUUUACUUGACAACGAAAUUAUGAAGGCCAAAUUAUUACAUCAUAAUUGAUUCACUUUUUCAUAAUAUUUUAUCGGAAAUUUCCUGUAGAAUUUAUGUGUUUAAUUGUUUUUAAAAUUACUAUUAUACAGGAAAUAACUCCUUUAGACUUCCAAAUCAAUAGCUAUCCAUUUAUAUUAAUACCUAUAAUGAAUUACUGGCCUGAAUAAAUUCUUCUGCAUUUGA